Messenger RNA from Tyto alba (common barn owl), 849 nucleotides. It is a transcript of the gene PERCC1, whose product is annotated as proline and glutamate rich with coiled coil 1. Lineage: Eukaryota; Metazoa; Chordata; Aves; Strigiformes; Tytonidae. The transcript has 2 exons. Bases 77 to 826 code for a protein of 249 amino acids. The record is from RefSeq and is a predicted model, not a curated record.
CCGUCAGCUCGCUGCUCCGCUAUAAAUACUUCAGGCCCAGGUGGAGGGACGGGAAGGGGGAGCGGCGCGGGAGCCUAUGCAUGGCCGGGCGGCAGCACCAAGGGUGAGUCCGGGCCCCGCUGACAUGGCUGCAGGUGUCAUCCGGCCCCUGGCCGAGCUGCGGCUGCCCUCUCCCUUCCCACAUGGCCUGCUGCUGCCCAUACACCCUGAGCCCAACUUCCCCGACCUCUCCGAGGAGGAGGAGGAGGAAGAGGAGGAGGAGGAGGAAGAUGAAGAGGAGGCAGCAGAGGAGAGCGUGAGGCCAGAACUGGCUGUCCCCAGCACUGCCGAGACCACCCUGCGGCUCCUCAAGUUUUCGGAGUUUAUCAGCUACGACAUCCAGCGCUACUUCGGGCGCCGGGGCCGGGAGGAGGCUGCUGGCGUGCCUGAGGACUGCAGCUCACCCCGGCGCACCGAGACCCAGCCCGAAGCCACAGCACCGCGGGGCAGCCCCGGGGCCGUGCACAGGCUGGGGCCGCUGGCUGAGCUCUUCGAGUACGGCGUGCACCGGUGCCUGCCACCCCGGGCGGCCGGCGGCAAGACACAGCGGCUGGAGAAGAAAUACGGCCACAUCACCCCCAUGCACCGGAGGAAGCUGCCGCCCUCCUUCUGGAAGGAGCCAGGUCCCGGCCCCGCCGGCCUCCUCCACGCCGGCACUCCCGACUUCAGCGACCUCCUGGCCAACUGGACGGUGGAGCCGGGGCCGGAGCUGCCGGGCACCGGGCAGGAGCUGCCGCCUGAGCCGGGCCACCCGGGGCUGGAGGCUGAGCCCUUCGCUGGGCUGUGACCCCACCAUGGCCCCGGAGGCCC